Messenger RNA from Paramuricea clavata, 1840 nucleotides. NCBI's taxonomy places the organism in Eukaryota, Metazoa, Cnidaria, Anthozoa, Malacalcyonacea, Plexauridae. The record is from the annotation of a GenBank genome assembly.
AUGGAAUCAUGCACGGAAAUAUGGCAUCUUCAAGAUGUCAAUGAAGGAGAUGCAACUAUACUUGGGCUCACAAAGUUCGAGUUCCGACGACUGGAGAGGUGUUUUAGUGAAUAUCAAGAUAGUCAUCUGAGAAGUCUUGCUCAGUCACGCGAAUUAAAUACGGCUUUGUAUAGGCCUUCCACUCAGUCGAAAGUAGUUUCCUUGCCUCCUGGUAUGAAAAACUUUGUACAGACUAGAGAUGGUAUGGGAAACAUUAUCGUGAGCACCAAAAGUCUACAAGGUCAAUUUAAGAAUCUUACAGUGUCAGGUACGAAUCUCCAGUGUCCCCUAAACAGACUAUAUCUAAUACUUUCAUCCUGGAAAUGGCAGCUGAACGUCUCCAGUUUUCAAAGAACCAGAAGGAUUGCGAGGCUUGGUGUAGAAAUCAACGCCCCAAAAGGAUCGCAAAUGAUUUAUGGAAUUACAAAAAGUCCAGCGAUUGACAACUGGAGUCCGCACCUCAAGAUGCAAAGUGUUUAUGGCUUGAUCGAGAUGACGAUGGAACGCUACCCUGAUAUUGUUGCCUUCCAAAAUGCAAACAAAUCACCGGGAAAGAAAAACUAUGACAAUCUUUGUAGUUUUGUAGAGAACUUCCAAAAUGCAAUAAGCCUGGCUCAGAAGAAUAUCAAUGUUUGUGAAAGGGAGAUAAGACAGACUGAAAAGACUUCUGUCACUGAAGGAAAACCCAGAAUCAUUCCAGGUAAAGUACAAAAUGUGUUAUUAAAUCCUAUUAAAGAGGUGUUAAUAAAGAACCAUAUUGAUACAGCAUAUGAUUGCUGGCGAAGAGUGUGAGUGUCACUCAAUCAUAGAAAAAUUAGAAUAUCCAGUUUGGAGUGUUGAUAUGGUUUUUAAAUUAAAUAUAUAUAUAUAUAUAUAUAUAUAUAUAUAUAUAUAUAUAUAUAUAUAUAUAUAUAUAUAUAUAUUAAUAAUUAAUAUAUAUAUGUAUAUAUUAAUUAUUAAUAUAUAAAUAUAUAUUAAUAUAUAAAUUGGAAAAUCCUGUCCAAAUUCUUACAUCUUUAUGCAAAUGCCAAAAUUCUGAGAAUAAGCCCCUCUCUCUAGAAAAUAUAAAGCCCUUCAUAGUCAUGAUUUAAUUGUUCUCUAUUGCUCUAUAAAGGCCAAAAGUUGUUCUCUAUUGCUUUAUAUUUAGUUGUUCUCUAUUGCCUAUAAAGGCCAAAAGUUGUUCUCUAUCUGUUUAAUUGUUCUCUAUUGCUCUAUAAGCCCUGGGCUUAUUUCCCUAAUUUUAAGGUAUGUCACUAUAAAUGAUAGUAUAUUUUUCUAUCCUGUAGGUCUACGAGAACAGAACAAGUUUUUCUUGGACCUGCUUCCAAAACUUGAGGCAGCACUUGCUUUCGUCAAAGAAUUCAUUGCACUCUAUGAGAGGAUGCUCCAAGAAUGCAAAGCUCAGUAUGGUGUGAGUAUGAAAGAACAACAUUGCUUAAGGAAGAGAAAAAUGAACCAGAAGAAGGACAUCCGAAGAAAACAGCAGAGGCAGGUAAUUAUUGAUACAAUAUUAUGGAAUAUUUAUAAGACAAGUGUUUUUAAGACAAGCCUUAAGACUUAAUACCUUUUUAAACAUGUGAGUUUUAUCCAUUUUGUAUUUUAUAUUCCAUGUACUGUGCUUUUGAUCAUUUUAUGUAAAAUAGUGCAUUAUAAAUUCUAAAUUAUUAUUAUUAUUACUAUUACUAUUACUAUUACUGAGGAGAUUGUUAUAAAAGAAGAUAGAAAAGAAGAUGAGGUCAAGGAAGAUGAGGCCAAUGAGCAGGAUGACAAGGAAGAUGUGAUUGACAUUGAGAAGAAGUGA